UCCCUGGCUUUGACCCGGAAGUGAACGCUCAGUCUUCCGGUAGUCGACCAUUCAUCGACAUGGCGAGCGGGGGGCCCUCCGUGGCUUCUCUGUGGACUGAAGUGAACCGCUGCGGGCAGAACGGAGACUACACCCGCGCCCUGAAGGCUCUCAGUAAAAUUCUGCAGGAGAGCAGGGAUGACGUCACGGCCCUGCACUGUAAGGUGGUCUGCCUGGUCCAGAACGGGAGCUUCAAGGAGGCGCUGAACGUGAUGAACACGCACUCCAAAGUGCUGGGCAGUGAGGUUGUGUUUGAGAAGGCGUACUGCGAGUACCGCCUCAACCGGGUGGAGAGCUCCCUGAAGACCAUAGAGAGCGCCCCAGAGCAGACGGACAAGCUGAAGGAGCUGUAUGGUCAAGUGUUGUACCGGAUGGAGCGUUACUCCGAGUGCAGGUCUGUGUACACGGACCUGAUCCGGAACUCUCAGGACGAGUAUGAGGAGGAGAGGAAGACCAACUUGGCUGCUGUGGUUGCAGCCAUGAGUCAGUGGGAGCAGGCGCCCACGGAAGAUCUGGGUCUGUCUGAGGUGACCUACGAGCUCUGCUACAAUGCCGCCUGCGCUCUGAUUGGUCAGGGACAGCUGACCGAAGCCUUCAGCAAACUGCAGCAAGCAGAAGAGCUGUGCAGGGCCUCGCUGGCAGAGGACUCGGACAUGACUGAGGAGGACAUCGAGUCCGAGCUGGCGGUCAUUCACUCUCAGAUGGCGUACGUCAUGCAGUUACAGGGCCGGACAGAGGAGGCGCUGCAGCUCUACAACCAGGUCAUCAAGCUCAAGCCGUCGGAUGUCGGGCUGCUGGCUGUGACGGCCAACAACAUCAUCACCAUUAACAAGGACCAGAACGUGUUUGACUCCAAAAGGAAGGUGAAGCUCACCAGCGCUGAGGGUGUGGAGUACAAGCUGGCAAAGAAGCAGCUGCAGGCCAUCGACUUCAACAAAGCGCUGCUGGCAAUGUACACCAACCAGGCUGACCAGUGCAGGAAGCUGUCCUCCAGCCUGCAGACCCAGAACCCGGGUCACCCGCUGCCGGUCCUCAUCCAGGCGGCUCAGCUGUGCCGAGAGAAGCAGCACGCCAGAGCCAUCGAGCUGCUGCAGCAUUUUCUCGACCAGAACCCAGAGAGUGCUUCAGCUAUCAAACUCACCAUGGCUCAGCUGUAUUUGGUUCAAGGCCAUGUGACCAAAGCCUGUGACGUCCUGCGCUCCAUCGAGGAGUAUCAGCACAAAGCCGGGAUGGUUUCUGCGCUGGUGACCAUGUACUCCCAUGAAGAGGACAUUGACGGCGCCAUUGACGUCUUCAAGCAGGCCAUCGAGUACUACCAGGCGGAGCAGCCCGGAUCUGCAGCACACCUGGCACUUGUGCGGGAAGCAGCCAACUUCAAACUGAAGCAUGGGCGAAAGAAAGAGGCCAUCAGUGACCUGGAGCAGCUGUGGAAACAGAACACCAAGGACGUGUUCACACUGGCACAGCUCAUCUCUGCGUACUCUCUGGUGGACACAGACAAGGCCAAAGCCUUCAGCAAACACCUGCCGUCCGCAGAAACCAUGUCCUUCAACGUGGACGUGGACGAGCUGGAGAACUCGCACGGCGCCACCUAUGUGAGGAAGAAACCUGCUAAAGCGGUCGGGGAAAACCUGCCCACAGAGCCGGGGCAGGCAGAGGUCAAGAAGAAGAAGAAGAAAAAGAAAGGAAAACUUCCUAAGAACUACGACCCCAAAGCGACGCCCGACCCCGAGCGCUGGCUCCCCAUGAGGGAGCGCUCGUACUACAGAGGCAGGAAGAAGGGCAAGAAGAAGGAGCAGGUCGGGAAAGGCACGCAGGGAGCGACCGGAGGACCUUUAGCAGACCUGGAUGCCAGUAAAAUCGCCAGCAGCCCCCCCACUUCCCCCCGACCCGGUUCUGGGUCGUCCGCCGCCCCGUCUGCUGCCGUCCCCCCUCGACAACAGAAACCAUCGUCCUCUGGGGCCACGCGCAAGAAACAGGCUCCAAAGAAGAAGAAGGGCGGCAAAGGAGGCUGGUCGUGAUGAGCUCCAGCUUCAGGAGGACAUUUCUGCAGAGCAGCUCUUCCUUUGGAAGCUUCAGUCGUCUCAUCUCCACGACGAGCGCUUCUUAUGACUAUAAAAAUGUUUGCGAUCAUUUGAAAGAAAUCUCAUUUGUAAAAUUGUGUCAGACCAUUUUCUGUGACUGCACAAAUAAAGACUGUCCUCGUCGUUUUAGUUCCAUUUGGUUUGUAAAGUCACAGAGGUCAAAUGUCUUGAAGGAUUUUGAUUUUCAUUCACUCUUUAGAAAAUGUCCCCUGAGGUCGACUGUGUUUAAGGAAGAAGUUUUCUUUAGCUGCAAUAAAACACUAAAACAUG
Molecule: messenger RNA, 2393 nt
Organism: Oryzias melastigma (Indian medaka)
Lineage: Eukaryota; Metazoa; Chordata; Actinopteri; Beloniformes; Adrianichthyidae
Gene: srp72
Product: signal recognition particle 72
Exons: 19
Coding region: 60-2060 (666 amino acids)
Biological process (GO): SRP-dependent cotranslational protein targeting to membrane
Cellular component (GO): signal recognition particle, endoplasmic reticulum targeting
Molecular function (GO): 7S RNA binding; ribosome binding; protein binding
Source: RefSeq, a predicted model, not a curated record